AUGUCUCAAAAAGUCUGGACCCGCCAACACGCCGCAGGCUUCGGCUUGGAGAAGUCCCUCGCCGCUAUCCGCGACCCUGCCGCCGCUCCGACUCCGAUUCCUUUGCCGCCCCGCGAUGUCGAAGUGAUUCAGAAAGAGUGUGAUUCCAUCACUUUUCAGUCCUUUGGGUACGAGGAGGCGUUUGAACUAGGCCACCUCCUGCACGCCCGCCUUCUUCCCUUCGCCCUCGUCGACAAGAAGCCCACAGUCAUCUCAAUCGCACUGGCAAACAGCCAGCAGGUCCUCUUCCAGACGGCCGUCGGAUCCGGCUCGCUUCCCGACAACGAGACGUGGGUGCAGCGCAAGCGCAACGCCGUGCUCCGAUGGGGCAGCAGCACUUGGCUACUCCACAACAGAAUUGGGGGCAAUGAGCAGCUUUUUGCGUCAAAGUUUGGCAUGAGCACGGAGCAGGCGGGCAAAUACGCCAUUCAUGGCGGCGGUGUGCCUAUUCGUGUGCAGGGAGUUGAGGGUGUGGUUGCUGUUGUGGUUGUUAGUGGGUUGAAGCAGGAGGAGGAUCAUGGUGUGAUUGUUGAUGUUAUCAAGACUCACUACCAAUGAGUGUCAAGAUAAGCAGCGAUUAUGAGAAGUAUUUGAAGGUGUUGAGAGCUAGGCUCAAUAGGUCCUCUAGAGACGGCCGAGACUCAUCUAUGAGAUCGAGUCGCGUGAGUUAAUUACAGCUUAUCCCAUGAACUGCUAGAUGGCGUCAAUAAAUUUACAAGCACUUUGAUAAG
This is a messenger RNA of Colletotrichum phormii, 770 nucleotides long. RefSeq lists its product as uncharacterized. Lineage: Eukaryota; Fungi; Ascomycota; Sordariomycetes; Glomerellales; Glomerellaceae. Gene Ontology annotation, biological process: post-translational protein targeting to endoplasmic reticulum membrane. Gene Ontology annotation, cellular component: TRC complex. The transcript is spliced from 2 exons. The coding region runs from base 1 to 597 and encodes 198 amino acids. The record is from RefSeq and is a predicted model, not a curated record.